This is a messenger RNA of Vicugna pacos (alpaca), 3940 nucleotides long. The record is from RefSeq and is a predicted model, not a curated record. Lineage: Eukaryota; Metazoa; Chordata; Mammalia; Artiodactyla; Camelidae.
GUGCGCAUGCUCGCGGGGCGGGGGCGGGGCGGAUGGCUGCUGCUGGGAUCUUCCGUGAGCCGAGGAUACUUCAGUGAAAACUAUUUCUCUGGACUGAAUCCUGAAUUUGUCUUGUUCGUCAAAUGAUUAAAGAUCAGAUAUAGAAUGGAAUUAUUUUGAAUAAAUUAUCUGGAGAUACAUGUGAAAGAGUUAGAGGCCUGGAUGUUUGAGUAUACAAGAGACCAUGAGUGGAGGAUCUCAAGUCCACAUUUUUUGGGGUGCUCCAGCUGGUCCUUUGAAAAUGACAGUAUCACAGGAGCCAACUUCCUUAAUGUCUACUGUUGACCCCUGGAAAGAAAUUCAGCUUUUCUGUAAUCAACAUUCUUUACAUCUGAAGGAUGGAAAAUACAGGCACAAAAGUCUUGAAGACCGUCAGGCCCUGGAGACUCUGGGCCCUCCAGAUCCUCCUCAUCAUUUUCCAGCAGGCUGUAUGAGCAGAUCUGUUCACACGAAAGACAACUUCAUACAGUGCAUUUCUGAAACACGAGCUAUAAAAUCCCAGAAGAGUCACCCCUCAGGAAUGAUUGAUGGAACCAGCUCCUAUGAGCAAACAUGUGGAUUUAAGGGCAGAGUUCAGCAUUUAGCUGAAGAAGGAAGGUAUCAAAUGCUCUUCAGUGAACAUAAGAAAAUCACAGAUGAACAGUGUGAAGAUCAGUCAAAUGUAUGUGGUCAGAACUUUCCCCCAAAUUCCCUGCAAUUAGAUCAUAAAUGUGCAGCUGUGUUGGAUGCAGUCGGUAGGACUGAACAGACUAACGUGGAGCCAGGAGCUACGGAAACAAAGUGUGCACCAGCAGAACAUCAUGAACUGCAAAACCCACGCCUGGAGCUCUCUUCCUCUAACUCAGUAGACAAGCCGAGGCCCGAGGGAGCGGUUAGGAAGGUCUCAGUCCUUAAAAUAUCGACUGAGACUGAAUUCCUCAGUAUAAUGACCUCCAGCCAGGUUGCUUUUUUAGCUCAAACGGAGCGUAAAGGGCAGAAUUCUGUAACUAAAGGGACUGUAAACAUGGCGAUCAAACCAGAGGCAAGACAUGGGGAAAUAAGAGUAACUGAAGAUAGUUUAAAUCAGCCUAAUGAUGAUUCUGCAGAAGGAUAUGAAAGUGGACAAGACCAAGCCAGUUCCCUUGAACUUUUUAGCCCUGUUUGUCCUGAAACAAAAAGUAGCCACGUUCACAUAGACUCUGAUAAAGGUCUUGAAGAAAAUACAGACUCUGAAGAGCUUUUCAGUUCCGAAGAUAAACUGCCACCAAAUGAGAUAUGUAUUGAGUCGUGCGGCUCAGGAAUCCUGUGUUCCCAACUAAAUACCUUUGACAAAAGUUCUAUUAGAAGAAGUUGCACCUCUGAAGAUAAAUCAGGCUGUUCUAAAACUCCAUCUGAAACCCCCCACAUAGCUAAGAAAAUUAAGUUGAUUUCUAAUGUGCGAGAUCAUGCUGUAGCAGCGGACCCGAGGAAUGUGUCUGAAUUUAAGGGCAUUAAGAAGACAUCAUUAAUAAAACACUGUGUUUCUAAAAGUCGGAAGUAUAAUUGUUUAGUCAUGGUGUUGUCUCCAUGUCAUGUGAAAGAAAUAAAUAUAAAAUCGGGACCAAAUUCUGGCUCUAAAGUGCCUUUAGCAACAAUUGUGGUAAUUGACCAAUCAGGAAUUAAGAAGAAGGUUUUCCUGUGGAGGGCUGCGGCGUUUUGGGCACUUACAGUGUUUCUUGGCGAUAUAAUUUUACUCAUAGAUGUUACUAUUCAUGAAGAUCAUUGGGUUGGUGAGACAGUACUACAAUCAACGUUCACCAGUCAGUUAUUAAAUCUUGGGAGUUAUUCAUCUGUCCAGCCUGAAGAAUAUUCCCGUAUGGUUAGUGAUGUUUUACUUCAAGACUUACUGGCAUAUGUGUCUUCAAAACAUUCCUAUCUCAGAGAUCUUCCUCAGAGAAAGCCUCAGAAAAUGAACAAGAUAGAAUUUGUAGAACUGGAGCAGCUUCAGCCAGACACACUAGUCCAUGCAGUUCUGAGAGUUGUUGAUAUCACUAUACUGACAGAGGCAUUAUACAGUUAUAGAGGACAGAAGCAAAGGAAAGUUAUGUUAACAGUGGAACAGGCCCAAGGUCAACAUUAUGUCCUUGUAUUAUGGGGUCCUGGAGCAGCCUGGUACCCUCAACUUCAAAGGAAAAAAGAUUAUCUUUGGGAAUUUAAGUAUCUUUUUGUUCAGCGCAAUUGCAUCCUAGAAAACCUAGAGUUGCAUACAACAGCGUGGUCAUCCUGUGAGUGCCUGUUUGAUGAUGAUGUAAGGGCCAUUACAUUUAAAGCAAAGUUCCAAAGAAGCACACCCUCCUUUGUGAAGAUGUCAGAUUUAGCAACACACCUAGAAGAUAAGCAUUCAGGAGUGAUUCUAAUCAAAGCCCAGAUUUUAGAGCUCGUGUUUCCUAUUACAGCCUCUCAGAAGAUAAUUCUAAAUGCUCACAGUUCUCUGGAGAGUAUUUAUUCUUCUCUUCCCAAUAUUCUUUACACUGGCUGUGCAAAAUGUGGAUUGGAACUAGAAACAGAUGAGAACAAGAUCUACAGACAGUGUUUCAGCUGCUUGCCAUUUACUGUGAGGAAAAUACACUAUAGGCCAGCUUUAAUGACCAUAGUUGAUGGAAUAUAUAAGGUUUGCGUCCACGUAGGAUCAAAGCUGGUGGAGAAGAUUCUUCUCAACAUUUCUCCUGACUGGCUCAACAGAGUUAUAGCCCCGCCCUCAGAGGUGACCUACCGCAUGGUCGCAGCGGACCUGCUCCAUUCCUUGUUGGCAGGCAGCGGGGCACCUUGGGUCCUGAAGAUGCAGAGCCUCUUUGUCUUAGAUGAAAACAGCUACCCACUGCAACAGGACUUCUCCCUCCUUGAUCUUUAUCCUGACGACGUGAAGCCCGCAUCCCCGGCUCUCCUCUGAGCCCAGAUGAGGGAACAGCAGGCACUUGAAGGAAGAGUACUGAGAUGAUCUGUCUUUCCAAAUGAAUGACAGGGCUUUCCCUCAGGGUUUUAAAAUAAGUAUAUUUUAUAAAGAGAAUUGUGUUAAAUAUAUUAAUUAAAAAAUCCCCCCCCCUAAGAAAAUUGUGAGGUUUUUUUGUUUGUUUGGUUUUGGGGCUUUCCCUUUCUCUCUUCUAGAGAAAUGAUCGAGCAAUAAAGGCAACACGUUAAAUUUCAUUGGGAAUUGAAGAAUCACUCUGUUCAGUACCUCCAUUCCGAAGCACUGCGACGCAGAGCUGAGCGUUUACUCAGGAAUUGCUUUUCUGCUCUGCUCACAAACUCAAAAUGCUCUCCUUAUUCCAACUUUAAUAAACUACAGACUCAAAAGGAUUUCCUUAAUCACAACUUUAUAUGGCCAUAGUUCACAUAAGCCUACGUUUAGGCAAGUUCCAGAUGAGUACGUCUUUCCAUAAAGAAGCGCUGAAAAUGAAGGAAACGUGAUUGUGUUUCAGCUCGUCGUCAGGGGAGGCAGAGAGUCAUACUGUUAGUUGAUUUCUAGGAGUUGCGUGCCUCACUGAAUUUACUUUUCCAGCAACCACUUAGCAGUUAGUCUCUCAUUAUGACUGUCGCAGCAGCUCCCAGAAGAUGGUAGUCACCAGGGAGGAAACGGGGCAAUACUUAACUUGGAAGUUUGGAGUAUGCCGAGCGUUAACAGAUCGGUAAUAUUGCUUGAACAUGACAAAAUUCAUAAUAUUUACUAGGUGUAUUUUUAACAAAAUUCUUUUGGGUCAUUGAAAUUGUUUUCUCUAAUUGAAGCUUCUUUUUUUUUUUUAAACCUGGUUUCCCUAAAAAUGAACCUCAGGAGUUUUGUGAUUCUCAUCAAAACAAUAUGCAGAAAAGGUUGUAGAAGAACCUUUUUCUAUGGAGAAGGGUCUGUAGCUUGUAACAAAACCCCAGAGGGAUCUUUGACAGGAGC